ACCCAAUGAAUCAACUUUGAGGAAACAAACGGUUACAAAGCAAAAUGACUAGUAAGGUCGUCUUUCUUCUUACCCUCUCUCUCGUCGUCCUCCUCCUCCCUCUCUACGCCUCUGCGGCGGCCCGCGUCGGUGGUUGGAGUCCCAUCAGCAACGUUACGGACCCUCACGUCGUAGAGAUCGGGGAAUUCGCGGUCUCCGAGUACAACAAACGGAGCGAAUCGGGACUCAAGUUCGAGACGGUUGUUCGCGGCGAGACUCAGGUGGUCGCUGGAACGAAUUACCGGCUUACGGUGGCGGCUAAUGACGGGGAAGGAGCGAGCAAGAACUACUUGGCGAUUGUAUGGGAAAAGCCGUGGAUGAAAUUCAGAAAUCUCACUUCCUUCGAGCCUGCCAAUAAUGGUCGCUUCCUUUAAGUUUUUUACAUGUAACCGCUCUUUUAAAAUAUUGCAGAAACCAAACAAAAAUAAACGAAGAUAAUUAUUGUCUAAUUUCUGUAUUAGUUUUCAAAAUUUGCAAAUCUGAAGAAAUGAUAAGUGAA
This is a messenger RNA of Arabidopsis lyrata subsp. lyrata, 538 nucleotides long. RefSeq names its product cysteine proteinase inhibitor 5. Bases 45 to 413 code for a protein of 122 amino acids. The record is from RefSeq and is a predicted model, not a curated record. The transcript has a single exon. NCBI's taxonomy places the organism in Eukaryota, Viridiplantae, Streptophyta, Magnoliopsida, Brassicales, Brassicaceae. Gene Ontology annotation, molecular function: cysteine-type endopeptidase inhibitor activity.